Ostertagia ostertagi is the source of this 324-nucleotide messenger RNA. The record is from the annotation of a GenBank genome assembly. NCBI's taxonomy places the organism in Eukaryota, Metazoa, Nematoda, Chromadorea, Rhabditida, Trichostrongylidae.
AUGGAGGAGAAGGCAUGUUUUUAUGAUUACUAUGAACCUCCUAUGUUUGUCAUAAAAAAUGUCGCAGCAGAGGCGAACAACGUUUACGGUAUCCAAAUUCAUAGCUGUUUCGCUAGUGAUGAUGUCGACAAAAGGUUCCCGAUCGUGGACAGCCGAGGUUGUUCCUCCGAUUUGACACUGCUGUCAGAUCCACAGUACUCAGACGAUAGCCUUACUGCCUAUGCGGAAAGUAAAGCGUUCGCCUUCACAGAGGCAGAACAGCUGAAAUUCGUCUGUAAACUCAGUCUGUGCACAAGGGACGGAGACGGUUGUGAAGGCGUUACG